Molecule: messenger RNA, 935 nt
Organism: Lasiosphaeria miniovina
Lineage: Eukaryota; Fungi; Ascomycota; Sordariomycetes; Sordariales; Lasiosphaeriaceae
Exons: 1
Coding region: 40-615 (191 amino acids)
Source: RefSeq, a predicted model, not a curated record
GUUUGGGCCGAGUGCCCUAAUGCUUCAUGCGGUCAACUCAUGCAAGAAAACAUUUUACCCGCUCAUCUUGCUAGCCAUGGUAUCGAGAUCUGCCCGAUCCCAACGUGCCGUGCGGAAAUGGCUGUGGGUGACCUCUCUUCCCAUUUUGCGAGACAGCACGGCGACACCGAGGCUUGCCCAGAGAUUGGGUGCAUUGAGGAGCUUCAAACCGAAUCUCAACUCCACCGACACCUUGUCGAAUUCCAUAGCCUAGUUAGGUGCCCUUUUUGCGGCGAGCUAUCCGAGUCAGAUACGUGGAUGCAACAUAUUACUACUUGCUCCGCUUGCCCAGAAAGGCUGCGCCCAGACCGAACGUCUAGAGAGGGCAACACCCCUACAUCUACAGCUAGAGCCGGAACAAACCCCGGUGCUAGUCCGAUCUCGGGAUCCGACCCCCAGGAGUUGGCUACCACCUUGUACCAACAACUACAGAGUACCGAGAAUCUAGAAGCUGCCAACACACACAAACAACUUUGCGCCGCUCUCGGUCUACAGCUAAACCCUCGUUCGCAAAAGCGGACAGCCUCGCCAGCGCCAGGGCCAAGAAACCAAAAAAUAAGGUUACGGACCUUAUGAUUGCUUUGGCCAAAGUAAACAUCAGCUCCCCGGCCCGCAGGGCACGUCAUCAGCUAUUCAGGAAAGUCAGGAAGGCAUUCACCCUCAGGGACUUUGAGCUGGCUAAGCUUAGGCACGAAAAUGAGGCUCUGAAAGCUGAGUUUGAGAACAAAAAGGGAACCAAGAGGAAGAAGGUGGAAUUGAGCCCAAAUUCGAAGUUUGCCUCAAUAAAAGACAUUCGGCGCGCGCAGAGGGCAGUGGGGCGCAAUAUUGACAGCUCUGACGAAUCAGAAAGCUCGGAAGAAGAAGAAGAAGACAAAAGUUGUAUAGAGAUUAGUUGA